Messenger RNA from Gigantopelta aegis, 2620 nucleotides. RefSeq names its product putative nuclease HARBI1. The record is from RefSeq and is a predicted model, not a curated record. NCBI's taxonomy places the organism in Eukaryota, Metazoa, Mollusca, Gastropoda, Neomphalida, Peltospiridae. Bases 2060 to 2620 code for a protein of 186 amino acids. The transcript has 3 exons.
UAAAAUUUGUUUUAUUUUGUACGGUUACAUCAUAAUAUUAUGAACAAAUAACAUAUUUGAAUCUAUAAUUGUCAUUUAAUCAAUCAGCUCUGAAAGAAAGAAGAUGAAAUGUAAAUUAUUGACAAUAUGUUUGUCUUUUAUCAUUUUCGAAACAGAUAACAAAAAAUUUGUACCCAAAAAUAUUGUAAUGUUCACUUUCAAAAGGAGGGGAUGCAUUAUCAAAAAGAGUUAUGGACAUCAUUACAUAAAGGUCAUCAAAACGACCUUAUAUUAGAAACUGAUUUAUGUGUAUCUUUAACACAAUAUAUAAUACGCCCCCCUCAAAAAAGAAAAAAACUAACACAAAAAAAACAAAAACCCCAGGACAUUCAUCAUGUUGAAAUGAUUAGUGAUUUGUAAAUAUAUUCUGUGUUUAGUGUCCAAAAAGAAACAAUAAUACAGACACUUCAUGGUAAAAUUUAAUAUUGAAUGUUUGCAAUUUCACUUAUUCUCAUAUUAAUGAUAUUUUUGUCAGCACACUUUCACCCCCAUUACUACAUAUAUGUUACAUUAGGUUUGUUGCAUUGCUAUAUCAAUUAAUCAGUCAUCCUGCCAAAUUAAUUUGUUUAAAAAUGGUAAUACCAUUCCAAGCAGUGUGUUAUGUCUUGCUGUAACAUUUUAAUGUACGUAAUCUCAAGGACAAAAGUCAAGCAGUUAGUUAGAACUGUCUUAUUUGUUAUAACCAUGAUAUUACAAUGCCUGCUGAUGCAAUUGUCCUCAUCAAAAUGAAGUUAGUUAUUAAAAUGUAGGUAUCAAGUCAAAACAAUGUAAACAAAUUGUGAAAAUUUUUCAGGAUAUCAUGUACCAAAUUUAUAAAAUCAUGGCCAACAUUACAUUUUUCAGUUGGACAACAAUUAUUACAAUACAUUAAUAUAUAUAUAAGUAACAGAACAAUGAUUGAUUUUGUGCAUUUUCUUCCUUUUUUCACAUUUUCUCAUAUGUUAUACGACCAAUGUAGUCCAUGACCACUUAUAAAUGAAAGAAGAAACACAUAGUAAUAAUUAUUGUAAAAUAGCAGUGAAAUAAAAUGUUUGACUUAUAAAUCAUGCAUUUAAUAUUUUAAUUUCAAUUAUUUAUUUUAGGUGAUGACUACACUUAGAUUCCUUGCAAAGGGGGAUUUCCAAUCAGAAAUUGCAGACAUACAUGGCAUUUCUUAUUCUUCUGCAUGCAGAUGCAUAGAGAAAGUAUGCAAUGCCAUAUGCAAAAGACUGAAUAAUAUCAGUUUUCCCCAAGCUGUACCAGAGUUAAGGGCAAUGAAAGAAGACUUUCACAAGGUAUGAAAAACAUCAACAUAAUAUUACUUCUAUACUUGUACAAACAAUGUCAUAGUCAGAGCAGGGCUUGAAAUAAAUAGUGCUUGUAGAAAAUUGAACACCCUGAGAUAAUGCAAGUAUUUGGAAUGGUCUUUGAAAAACUUGGACCUGUCAAAUGGAUUUUAUGCAACACAAUAACAAGUUAAAAUGCAGAUAAGUCAAUUGUACAUAAUUUGUCUCUUGAAAAAUUGCCUUUGAAUUUUUCAUUUGUUUACUGACAUUUUUCUUCAUGUUCCUAUGUGUAUGAAAUUAAUUGCUUUUGCUGGCCACUAAUUUUACUGCUGUAAUGAUAUUGAGAUACUUUAAUAACUUGAAUGUGGUGACAUUUAUCAUGAAAUACAUGUCUUUAUUCCCCAUAUGGUUAAAAAUAUUUUGCAACAUAUCAAAGUGAUACAUACCACUAGAACGCCAAGUGGGAAGUAACACUACAACAUCCUAGAUUAUCACAUUGCAACUUCACAGGUACGUCAAACAAACAACUUGAAUGACUUAAAUUAAGAUUGAUUAUAUGUAAUAAAUAGGAUAUUAAACGUGUGUCAACUGAAAAUUAUUUCACUCAUUACAUGAACAUGAUAAAGAAAGUGCCGACUGUUGCAUUGUUUCAAAUAUCAAAUGUACGUUACAAUGUAAGUUAAUCUUUCUUUAAGGUGUCUGCAUUCCGCAAUGCUGUUGGCGCAAUAGACGGGACACUAAUACAAAUCCAAGGUAUGUCAGGGGAUGACGAGAAAUUGUAUGUUUGUCGUAAGGGAUACCAUGCCCUCAACAUACAAGCAGUUGCUGAUGCCAAAAUGAGAUUCAUAAACUUAAACUGUAAAUUUCCGGGUUCAACACAUGAUGCAUUUGUACUAACAAGCUCUACUGUGCCAGACAUUAUGGAAACUCUACCAGAAGGAGGAUUUCUCCUAGGUGAUUCUGGCUAUCCACUAAAGAAAUGGCUGAUGACACCAGUAAUGAAUCCUUCAACACCACAAGAAAUGCUGUACAACACAUCACACAGCAAGACAAGAGCCAUUGUUGAACGUGCUUUCGGCAUUCUUAAGUCGAGAUUUAGGUGCAUCCAUAAGACAGGUGGCACUCUGCCUUAUGUUCCAUCAAAGUGUGCGAAGAUUAUUGAAACCACAUUUCGCUUGCACAACAAAGCAAUUGAGGACAAGAUACCCCUGUAUGAAACUGGAGAAAUCAUAAACAGGUGCCACAAUGAUGUCUUUGUGAACUAUCCACAAGGAGAUGGACAAAAUAUGAGACAAACAUUGAUAUCUAGAUUUUAA